AUGGAGUCCACGAUCGACCUGUUUGCGGAAUUCCUCCGCCUGAGGUACCCGUCGUUAUCGUCGGAAUUUUUAGAAUUUAAGACCAAUCACGCCGCGAACUCACCCGCGGCCUCCGUCGCACCCGCCGCUCCCGUGUCCCCGAUACUCGCGAGCAAAACUCCUGUGCCGACCGUUGCGGCCUCGGUUCCAGUCCUGCGUUCAUCCGUAACAAACGUCGCGGCCGCGUCGUCCAGUGCGUCCACCCGAUCUUCCGUGGCCUACGUCGCGCCUGCCGCCCCCACCUGCAAGUCGCCCACGCCCUCCUCAUCCGACUCAGAGUCGGACAUGGAGGUCGACCCUUGCUCCGCCGCCCCGACUGAUGGAUUCACAGUAGUCCAAAAAGGUAAAAAGCGCGCUGCGGAGGCCCGAGCUCCCGCGGCUGCUAAAGUAAGCAAAGCCGCGAACGCGUCGCGUCCCCGCCCUCCAACCCCCGUCGCUCCCGCUGUCCGUGCCACACCGUCGCCGCGUCCGGUGGCGCAAUCUAAAACUCAGACCCCUCCCCCGGAGGAGCGUGAACUCCGCGUUGUCAUACGUGGAAUCCCGAAGGAGCUAGAUGCCGAUCUCGUCAAGGCCGAUCUGAUAGAACAAGGCCUACCAGUAAAUUCCGUGCACCGCAUGCACACCGGCCGCGGUAGGGAGCCAUACAAUAUGGUUCUAGUCGCCCUCCAGCCUACCCCCGAGGAUUACAAGUUGACAAAUGGAUACUUUUAA
Molecule: messenger RNA, 750 nt
Organism: Bombyx mandarina (wild silkworm)
Lineage: Eukaryota; Metazoa; Arthropoda; Insecta; Lepidoptera; Bombycidae
Source: RefSeq, a predicted model, not a curated record